This is a messenger RNA of Zingiber officinale, 746 nucleotides long. RefSeq lists its product as uncharacterized. The transcript has 5 exons. Bases 72 to 665 code for a protein of 197 amino acids. NCBI's taxonomy places the organism in Eukaryota, Viridiplantae, Streptophyta, Magnoliopsida, Zingiberales, Zingiberaceae. The record is from RefSeq and is a predicted model, not a curated record.
UAAGAGGACGAUGGCCGCUUCGUCCUCCUCCUCGCGCCGCAGGUUUCUUCGACGUCGGAGGGAGGGCCGCAAUGGCAGCUCUGGCAUUGCCUAGCUUCAAGUUCACAUUUUGUUCGAGAAUACCUUCGACUUCCCAAGAAAAUUUCACAUUUGCACGCUCCUUUUUCUCCUCUUACCUGACUUCUCCUCCAUUGCGCUCUUCGCCUGUGGACAGACCCUCUGCUAUUUCUUUAAGAAGGCACAGAUCCCUGCCUCGAGCAUCAUCCGAAGGUAUUCCAGCUGAAUUGGUUGAAGAUUCUAAAUUUGUUCCCUUAAAUGCUGAUGACCCCAUAUAUGGUCCCCCGGCUUUGCUGCUGGUGGGAUUUGAAGUAGACGAAAAGGAAAAGAUUCAAAUGUUUCUAAAAGAGCUUGAUGGAGACUUUUUAAAGGUUAUUUAUUGCACAGAGGAUAUGAUUGAGAAGACGGUAUCGGAUGCAAUGCACACUGAGCAAGUCCACUUAGAUGAUGUGAAGGUGAUCCACCAUGAUUCUUCAUAUCCAGUUCUCAUAUCUAAAUGCAUCUUGCGAGCAAGUAGACAAUGUUCUGUUAGUAUGCAAAUGUUUAGACCUAAAAGAUGGAGCUAUUUUGUUAUAAACUUAAGAAUAUUUUACCCUCGACUUUCAUAAUUCUUGCUGAGGUAGUCCUACAUUACCUAAACCUAAUCAAAAAUUACCCUUGGGCAUUAGCAUAUUCCAUUGCAAGCACUC